AUGAUUUCGGGUGCUGCUCCUCCUGAAUUUGUGCGACCUAUUCGUGCUCUCAUCAACUUCAUGUAUCAAGCACAGAACCCCAUCCAUACAGAAUCAAGCAUCGAAGCAAUGCAAGUGUCACUUAACAAAUUCCACAAUUGCAAGGUGGCGAUCCUGGAAGCUGAAGCACGUCAGGGGAAAAGCAACAUCAAGGAGGAUUUCUACAUACCAAAACUCAAACUCCUUCUGAGCUUCGCAGAGGCCAUUAGGAACAACAGUGGACUUGUUCAGCUCACUGUGGAUGUUAGUGAACAGCUUCUAAUCACACAUUGCAAAAGCCCGUUCAUGAGAAUGAGCAAACAGAAAGAUUUCGGGGAGCAGAUCGUCCACAUCCUUGAUCCUCUCAUUAAUGCCGUUGUCGAUGAAGAUGAAGAAGUAUGCGCCACGGACCCAACAAUGGCAUGGGUUUCUCAUGUCACCCCCGACGCACAUCAUCAUUUCAGUGCCCCCAGGCCCAUACACAAUCAUUUUACCAAGGGCAUCCUCUCCAAUAGUGCCAAUGCAGCACUUACCGUCACUCGCUCUCCUGAUGGCUCAAAUCUCAGCUGGCCUGAUGUGAUGCACACCUAUGGACUCCCUGACCUUCAUCACAAGGUCACAGAAUACAUUUAG
Suillus fuscotomentosus is the source of this 651-nucleotide messenger RNA. RefSeq lists its product as uncharacterized. Lineage: Eukaryota; Fungi; Basidiomycota; Agaricomycetes; Boletales; Suillaceae. The transcript has 2 exons. The coding region runs from base 1 to 651 and encodes 216 amino acids. The record is from RefSeq and is a predicted model, not a curated record.